Molecule: messenger RNA, 1307 nt
Organism: Pseudovirgaria hyperparasitica
Lineage: Eukaryota; Fungi; Ascomycota; Dothideomycetes; Acrospermales; Acrospermaceae
Exons: 4
Coding region: 159-920 (253 amino acids)
Source: RefSeq, a predicted model, not a curated record
AUGUGGACCACUGCUGGGGCUUCCCUUGCCGGCGUGUCAAUCGCCUUUGGGGCGAUGUCACUCAUUGCGGUGUUGCUGAGGACUUAUGUUCGAAUAUUCUUUGUGAAAGCAUUCGGGGUGGAUGAUUAUCUCAUGGUCGUGGCUCUGUUGACUUGCAUAUGGUACACAACAGGUGGAGUGCUGGCUGUACAUUUUGGAAUUGGAUCGCCAAUGGUUACUCUCUCGCCAGAGAAUCUGAUGCAAAUAUUCAAGGUAUUUUGGAACUGCUAUCUCGCGUUCUGUCUAUCUGCGACGCUUGCAAAGAUAUCCAUUGGGUUCUUCCUCCUCCGUAUCACUGUCUACAAGUAUCACGGAUCAUACUCUGGGCCACUAUGACAUUUACCGGCCUGAUAGGAACAGCUGUCUUGUUCAUUACGUGUUUUCAAUGUUCGCCGGUAAGUUACUUCUGGAAUAGAAUGCUACCCGGACACUUGAACGGAGGAACCUGUCUACCAAACAAGACUAUUGCCAACGUCUCAUAUCUUUACGCCGCCACUUCAGCCACUUGCGACAUCAUCUUCUGUGUUAUCGCUAUAGCACUCGUGUGUAAACUCAAGAUGAAGCGCAAGGCGAAGGUGUCACUCAUACCUAUUCUAUGUCUGGGAGCUGUUGCUAGUAUCGCCGCAAUCGUUCGCAUACCAUACAUCAAGGGUGUAUAUGCCCCAGAUUUCACAGGUAAAUGCUCAAUCACUUUUAUCUUGGCGAUACCCCAUCACUCAUUGCUCUCUGGUUGGCACGGUAAACUUUGCCAUCUGGGCUCUCAUCGAACCCGGACUCGCCAUCACAUCGGGGAGCCUCACCACACUACGCCCAUUGUUACGUCAAUUCAGCAUCUGGAAAACAACCCGCGGUGCCUCAGACCGCACGCCGAACACAACUAAAUCACUAGAUAAGAGCACUAGAAGAGCGGCAUUUGGCUGGUCGAAAUUGUCCGUCCCAGCAAGAGAUGCAGAGAGCGGUGGGAUGUCGCUUGAGGACCGCAACAGUAGUGUAGGCAAUAGCAUGGGCUCCACGAUCGAUGAUAAAGGUCGCUGGCGCGUCCAGGUGCAGCAGGAUUUUCAAAUCACCGAUACGACAAGUGACGAGAUAGCCUUGACACAUGAGACCCCGACGGACCCCGAUACCGAGCAGUGGAAGUGAUCGGACCAACAGUUCUGAGUCGGCAUCCUUUUAACCCAAAUCCAGUCUAUCCUUACUGUUUAAUGUAUGAGCGUAGACCUUUAACCGGUCGCGUCCGCUUAUCCACUCAAAACAGAGCUAUUGAUCGC